This is a messenger RNA of Podospora pseudopauciseta, 1746 nucleotides long. RefSeq lists its product as uncharacterized. The record is from RefSeq and is a predicted model, not a curated record. Gene Ontology annotation, molecular function: DNA-binding transcription factor activity. Gene Ontology annotation, biological process: regulation of DNA-templated transcription. Bases 1 to 954 code for a protein of 317 amino acids. The transcript has 2 exons. Lineage: Eukaryota; Fungi; Ascomycota; Sordariomycetes; Sordariales; Podosporaceae.
AUGACCCGAGAGACAUCUACAGAACCACCAAAGCCAUCCAAGCGGAAGGGUACUCGCAGCGUGUCGACACUCACGCCCACGCAACUUGCCCGGAAACGGGCCAAUGACCGGGAAGCCCAGCGCGCAAUCAGGCAACGCACAAAAGAGCACAUCGAGCGGCUGGAGAAGGAGUUGGAAGAGUACAAGAACCGACAUAGCCGGGACGAGACCAUCAACCAGCUCCAGAUGAGGAACCAUGCGCUGGAGAGAGAGGUGUUCAGUUUGCGCGAAGAACUCAAACGCUUCAAUCAUAAUAUGUUUUCACCACCCGGUAUAUCCCAGCCAUCAGCUCUUGCCUGUCCAUUUCGAGCUUCCAUUCUAACCACACCAGCCCCAGGCUUUGAGGCACCUGAUCUGCUACCCGCCGGUCACGCCGGCAUUCCUAGCCGGCCUCCGCCAUUUGGCCAACCAUCCAACGACUACAACUCGGCGCCGCAGACCUUCACAUUUGUGCCCACGACAGAGGAACAAUGGCCCUCUGGGGUGUCAGUAUCUUCGGUUCCAGUGUCCUCCGUCUCGGUUCCCUCGGUCGUUUCCAGCCCUUGCUCUUCCCCGAGCCACCCCGACGAAGCCUUCAUCCCGGCCUAUAUCCCGACCAGCAUGCCGACCAUGAUGGAAGGGAAUGUGAUCACGCCCACUUCUAUGCCCUGCAUGGAUGCUGCCGCUACGAAACUGGAGUUUGAACAACGAGAUAUUGAUCCAGGUACAACGACGAGCCGUGGGGCCGAUCAAAUUCCAGAGUCAUGGCCAAACGCUAACAGCAAGGUGUCAUCAGCAGCAGACCAUGGCUAUCCUAAUCCCAAUGUAUCGCAGCCAGCUGCAGGAUACAUCACACCUCAACCGUGGUCCGCGACGAUGUAUCCUUCUUACUACCAGCCGCAGCCACAUGGACUGCCACAGGCUGCUGGUCUAUGAAUGGCUCUCACGGUGACCGGAUCACCCAAGAAGACCUUUCAUCACCCACCCUACGCCACUCAUCACUUGCCGCCACCUGCAGUAGUGGACAAACCUUCGUUCCUUAAUCGGCCCCAAGCACGUCAACGCUCCCGGGAUUGGGUGAAAACACCCAGACGAUGCAUAAUCUGGCAGCGAUAUCUGACAUGGCCACAUACUGCCGGUUGAUAUGUGGGCCACCCUGUCACGCCAGCAGCGGGUGAAAUAUUGGGCGACAGCGAUCGCCCCCAGAAGGGGAAAACAGGGCCGUCUCAGCACUUUGCUUGGAGUUUUUGGGUUUGUUUUCUCAAGAAUAGGAGUCUUGCAGGCGGACACAAACACCGGAACCAACAUAGACAUGCAGCAUUGGCACACGCUCAGGUUUUUCGCUUUGUUCUGCAUAACAUGGAAUGGAUAUUGGACGGAUAAAUUUCGGGACACAAAAAGCACUGCUACCUUAAUCUCUAUACCCUCAGUAAUUCUUUUCUUUCUUCAACAAACUUUACAACAUGGCGUUUUUGGUUGUUUUUUUUCUUUUUUUUUUCUUUUUUUUUUUUUUUUUUUUUUUACUAACAGGGUAAGAGAAAAGGCCCCAAACUUCAUUCUAUAUCAGUAUAAAGGAGUGUUUAUAGACAUUAAAGCUGUUCAUGUCAAAGUAGAUACGUCAUUUCAUACAUCAGGUGUUGUUAAGAAAAGACUAUUGUGGUUUUUCAGCAAGGGGACGACCUGUUUCCACAGCAAAAUGUGCAUACAUCAUAAACUACACAUACCAGA